Molecule: messenger RNA, 1077 nt
Organism: Momordica charantia (bitter melon)
Lineage: Eukaryota; Viridiplantae; Streptophyta; Magnoliopsida; Cucurbitales; Cucurbitaceae
Product: putative protein cornichon homolog 2
Biological process (GO): vesicle-mediated transport
Source: RefSeq, a predicted model, not a curated record
UGAUUUCCAAACAGGCCGCAAAAGUUUUCCGUCCACAAGGAUCUUUGGAGUCUUUUGACUCACCAACCCACCGGCGGCGGCGUUCGUCAACGUCGAGUUCUUCCGAUCAUCCAAAGCCACCGCCCAAUUCAUCCUUCACGGCAAACCUGCGUACACCUCCGACGACCGUACAGUGCGUUUUCAGCCCUAAUCUCCUUCUACUGCAUCUCCAUUUAGCAGCCCUCCUGCUCGGAAAUGGUGUUUCUUCAAUCACUCCGUUCGGUCCGAAGCAAAAAUCACUGUUAGUUGCGAGAUACGGCGCGGAAGAGGAGGAGCAUGGAGGAUCUCUAUGUCUGGCUUGUGUCAUUCUUGUUCCUCAUUGCUCUUCUGAUAGUCGUUGUUUUUCAGCUGAUGUGCUUGGCGGAUCUUGAGUUUGAUUAUAUCAACCCUUAUGACUCUGCUUCUCGAAUAAACCAAGUGAUUAUGCCGGAGUUCUUUGCUGUAGGAAUUUUGUGCCUCUUCUAUCUUUUAACAGGGCAUUGGGCUAUGUCACUGUUUUGUGGGCCCUACAUAUAUUAUAAUGUGAGAUUGUACCUACGAAGACAGCAUCUGAUAGAUGUUACAGAGAUAUUCAAUAUGCUAAAUUGGGAAAAGAAGCAACGGWUUUUCAAACUAGUCUAUCUAGUUUUCCUCCUCUUCCUCUCUAUAUUUUGGAUGAUAUAUAGUGCAUUGGAAGAAGAUGAAUGAUCAACAGCUUAUGGCAUGUGCAAUUGUGAGUUGAAUUUCUGUCCUUGAGUACAUUUUUCUGAAGCAAACUUCUAUUAGAGUCUUGAUGGGCUAGGAAUUCAAUUCCACUUGAAUUAGGUUCUUCAAUACUGGUCUGUUUAAGUACUUUUCAAAAUCAUUUUUAGGCCAUGGCAUUUCCUUUGUAACUUUCGAGGUCAAUUUAUAAUGAUACUAUGGAAGAGUUCGAGGUUCCAAGGGAUUAUCUCGAAGAUUUAUUUCGGAACACUUCAUACUUCACUUUUUUCUGGUGUGGCAGACAUGCCUAUAUUUCUUGGUUUCAAUAGUAUUACUUACCAGCAUUGUUUCUAUCUA